AUGGCUCCUCCAUGCUGGGACAUGGAAACUGUGAUCAAGGAAGAGUUGGAACUCUUCGUUAGCCUGAGAAACAAGCACGAGAAGGCAAGCCCUGCUAGUUCCCCUCCAGACACACCGUUCACGGAUGUAGAAUGCGGCCGCUGGGAAGAUGCUCCCAACUCGAAAUGUCACGCAUCGUUUGGCGAUCAGGGAACGACCGCAACUGUCGGCGCCUUCGGACAAUUGAUCCAGUUCAGUGAUCACCUCGAUGCGUGA
This is a messenger RNA of Diaporthe citri, 255 nucleotides long. RefSeq lists its product as uncharacterized. The coding region runs from base 1 to 255 and encodes 84 amino acids. NCBI's taxonomy places the organism in Eukaryota, Fungi, Ascomycota, Sordariomycetes, Diaporthales, Diaporthaceae. The record is from RefSeq and is a predicted model, not a curated record. The transcript has 2 exons.